Molecule: messenger RNA, 2378 nt
Organism: Calidris pugnax (ruff)
Lineage: Eukaryota; Metazoa; Chordata; Aves; Charadriiformes; Scolopacidae
Gene: ELL
Product: elongation factor RNA polymerase II
Exons: 12
Biological process (GO): positive regulation of transcription elongation by RNA polymerase II; snRNA transcription by RNA polymerase II; transcription elongation by RNA polymerase II
Cellular component (GO): transcription elongation factor complex
Molecular function (GO): cis-regulatory region sequence-specific DNA binding
Source: RefSeq, a predicted model, not a curated record
CGCGUCUCCGUCUUCCACGUCAAGCUCACGGAGAGCGCCCUACGCGCUUUCGAGAGCUACCAGGCCUGUAAGGAUGCUGUGACAUCGAAACCAGUCAUCCAGUUUCAAGGCAGCCAAGGGCACAUCGCAAUUCCAAGGCCUGAUCGACCCACGGAAGUGCGGACUUUCACAUUUUAUCUUUCAAAUAUUGGCAAGGACAGCCCCCAAGGGAGUUUUGACUGUAUCCAGCAGUAUGUAUCUAGCAAUGGCAAUAUCCAUUUGGAUUGCCUGGGAAGCAUCCAGGAUAAAAUCACCGUGUGUGCGACGGACGAUUCCUACCAGAAGGCAAGGCAAAGCAUGGCACAGGCCGAGGAGGAGACUCGCAGCCGGAGCGCCAUUGUCAUUAAACCUGGGGGGAGAUACGUAGGCAAAAAGGUUCAGGUGCGUAAACCUGCACCGGGAGCUUCCGACGCCGUUCCCUCCAGGAAGCGCCCGACGCCGGUCAACCUUGCCAGUGCAAUAAAGAGAGGCAACAGUGCCAUUUCUCAGAGGCCCUUCAAAGAUAGGGUUGUGCACUUACUGGCACUAAAGCCUUACAAGAAACCUGAACUGAUUCUCAGAUUGCAAAAGGAUGGACUUUCUCAGCAGGACAAGGAUUUGCUGGACAACCUUCUGCAACAGGUGGCAAAUUUGAGUGCCAAGGACAGCACUUUCACACUGAAAGACUGUGUAUACAAAGAAGUGCAGAAGGACUGGCCUGGCUACUCUGAAGGAGAUCAGCAGUUGCUGAAGAGGAUACUCGUUCGGAAACUCUGUCAGCCGCAGAACAGCAGCGGUUUUCAAGGAGAAGCACCUUCCCUGAGUCCACCAAAAGACACCGUGAACUCCAGCUCUCCUCCUCAGAAACGAUCCCAACCUUUGGAGUUUAUCGAUCCCCUGGCCAACAAAAAGCCCAGGAUCUCACAUUUGGCUCAUCGAACUCAACCUACUUUCAACGGGAAAGUGAAUUCUUCCAACGGGAAGGACCUUCCCCCCCCUGCCCCUUCCCUGCCUCCGGCUCUGCCCGAGUCGGUGAGUUCCAGCUCCAACCUCCCGCUGCUGGAGCUGCCCAGGCCUCACGAUCCCCUCUCGGAUGUCAGCAACGACCUGACCCACAACGGCAGAGACUGUGACAACCCGGAGCCCACCGACAGACUGACUCAUCCUCUCCCCACAGACUGUCCCCAAACGAGCAAGCACAAUUGCAGCUCGUACGUCAAAAGCAAGAAAAAAUCCAAAAAGCACAAAGACAAGGAAAAGGAGAGGAAGGAGAAGAAGAGCGAAGAGAAGUGCAAAGAGGAGAAGCAGGACUGUGAAGUAAUAAAAAAUGCUGACUUAGGUAGUGUUCCCCAGGAACAGGUCACAGGUUUAAACGGAACAUGCAAUAAUUCUAGCGUACCAACAUCAACUUCAGAAAUGCCAGAUUAUUUAUUAAAAUACGCGGCCAUUUCCUCUUCGGAGCAGCGUCAGAGUUACAAAAACGACUUCAACGCGGAAUACAACGAGUACAGGGACUUGCACGCCCGGAUAGAGAGGAUAACGCGACGGUUUACGCAGUUAGACGCCAAGCUGAAGCAGCUUUUGCAGGGCUCUGAAGAAUAUAAGACCAUCCAUGAUCAAAUUUUACAGGAAUAUCGGAAAAUUAAAAAGACUAACCCCAAUUACAGCCAAGAGAAGAACCGCUGCGAAUACCUCCACAACAAACUGGCUCACAUUAAAAAACUGAUAGCAGAGUAUGACCAACAGCAGUUUUAGCUGGCGCUGAUCCGGACUGGGUAGGGCAAAAACAAAGAAACAAACAAAAAAAAAACAAAAACAAAAGUCACCUGGACGUUACGUUCCCUUUUAUACAACUUAAAGAUUCCUUUCAGAGACGAGCAUUAAUUCCUCCUGGUUGAAGAACUUGGGGAUUUCUUAACGAUGCCGAAUCUGUCGUGUCCGUGCCUGAGCCCAACGCCCGGCACGGUCCUCUUGAGUUUUAGCCUCUCUGAAUGUCAGGAUGUAAGAAAUGAGGAAAAAACGAAAAAAACCCAAAAAAAAUCCAAAAAAAAAAGAGAGAAAAAAAUAAGAAAAAAAAAUAUAUUCUGCUUAUUUGAAGCCAGCGUUUUGACACUUGAGGGAAAACUUGCCUAAAGUGAACGAAGCUCCCAAAGGUUAAGAAUCAGUAGUUUUUCCUGGAUUAAAAGUUUGGCAUGAAGUGUAAUUACCCCUGGCCCGGGUCUGCUGGGUUACAAAUUGUCCUUCAAAUGGUGAGGAACUGGAAUGCUGCUAGGUUACCUCCUUCUCUGGCACCUGCGACUGUUGGUAUGCAAGCUGUCUGCUCCCCAUGGCACCGCGUUAAAAUACACCUCGUACCCAGA